Molecule: messenger RNA, 2043 nt
Organism: Venustampulla echinocandica
Lineage: Eukaryota; Fungi; Ascomycota; Leotiomycetes; Helotiales; Pleuroascaceae
Exons: 2
Coding region: 1-2043 (680 amino acids)
Source: RefSeq, a predicted model, not a curated record
AUGUUACUGCGCAUUGCCGGGCCAUGCUCGCCCGGCCUCGGUGCACACUGUAGACACCAAUCGAGACGUUUGUUCUCGUCUUUACCGUCCCAACCAUCCUCAUCCAAAUUGAAAUCCGUCCCGCGCCCGUCGAUAUCGCUACGCAAGACCACCCCAUUCCGCCCCGAACGUGGCAUACAGAUACGCACCGAGAGAUUCUCCCCCUUUACGCCCCCAUCCCCCGAAACCUUAGGGAAAGCUGCGCCCGCGAGAGAGUAUCGCCGGACUAUAAAAUGGGGUCGAAGACUGCUGUAUACUUUGGCCGUGACGGCGGUUUUAUACGGUGUUGAUACGCAAAUCUACGCAUCCUCGAUAACCCGGUCGCUACGGACUUUCGGCCUAGGCAUAAUCGUUGCAAUAGACUAUAAGCUCAAUUUCAGGCCAACCCCUCUGUUGGGUGGCACGAUCGAGGACCUUCAUCGACGGAGUGCCGAACGGCUCUCCGACCUACUGCAUCAGAAUGGCGGGCUAUACCUGAAGAUCGGCCAAGCAAUCGCUAUGCAGAGCGCAAUUCUGCCACCGGAGUUCCAGACUAUGUUCUCGAGGAUGUUUGACGAUGCGCCGCAGAAUGACUGGGCUGAUGUUGAGAAGGUCAUACGGGAGGAUUUUGGUGCAAGUCCGGAGGAAGUUUUUGGGGUUUCCUUCACUGGCGAACCUGGAUAUGGGUCCAUGGAGAAGAAGGCCAGAGCCUCGGCUUCUGUCGCCCAGGUCCAUUGGGCUAGGCUAGCUGAUGGGAGGGAGGUUGCCAUAAAGGUCCAGAAACGAGAGAUCGCCCAGCAGGUGGGCUGGGACCUCUGGGCUUUCCGUCUGGUGAUGAAAGUCUAUACGAGAUGGUUCGACCUCCCUCUAUACAGCCUAAUUCCAUACAUCACGGACCGCCUAAUGUUGGAAACCGACUUCGUCAAUGAAGCCAAUAACUCUGAGAAGAUGGCCGAACUUGUUCACGGGGAACCCCGGCUCCGCGGUCGAGUUUAUAUCCCCAAGGUCUACCGUGAACUCUCCUCCAAAAGGGUCAUGACCGCAGAAUGGAUCGAAGGUAUCCGUCUCUGGGAUAAAGAAGCACUCAGUGCUCCCUGGCGAGGCGGGUAUCGCGAAGGGUCUCCUGGUGUGAAUGGAAUGCCUCUUUCGUCGACCCAGAUACCUCCCAAUAAUGGAACUGGCUCCCUCAAGCCAGAGCGCAACGAAUGGAAAGGCCGGAGCGGCAAGGGUGGCUUAGGGCUCUCGCUCAAAGAAGUCAUGACUACCAUGGUUGACCUGUUCUCCGCCCAAAUGUUCCUCUGGGGUCUCGUACAUUGCGAUCCCCAUCCAGGCAAUAUAUUCAUCCGGCGGAAGCCAAAUGGACAUGCCGAACUCGUCCUCAUCGAUCAUGGGCUGUACGUCGCAAUGGCGCCGAAAUUCAGACAUGAAUACUGCCGGUUCUGGAAGGCCUUGAUGACCUUCGAUAACACAGCCUUGAGCGAAAUCACCAACGCGUGGGGCAUCAAAGCUCCAGAUCUGUUCGCAAGUGCAACACUAAUGCGCCCAUAUGAAGGAGGCGACAGCAGUACCAGGAACAGGAUUACCAAGGACCUCAAAGGCAAGACACCGGCCGAGCGUCACUACGAAAUGCAAGACCGCAUGCGUCAAGGUGUCCGUGAGAUACUCUCAGAAGAAGAGAAUUUUCCCCGCGAACUCCUGUUCAUCGGCCGCAAUAUGCGCAUCGUCCAAGGCAACAACCAAUUCCUCGGCUCACCGGUCAACAGAAUCAAAUUGACGGGCUAUUGGGCAAGCAGAAGUCUCGUUGACAGUAAAGAUCUGAGUAUCCGCGAGAGAUUCGCGAAUGGGUUUAGACAUCUAAUGUUCCGCGUUGUGCUGCUCACCAGCGAUAUUGUCUUUUAUACGAGCAAGGUGAGGCAAUGGCUAGGUUUUGGGCUAGGGAUGGAGGAUGAUAUGGAGAGGCAGAUGAGAUUUAUCGCGAAGGAUCAGUUUGGUUUUGAUCUGCAGCAUGACGUUUUCGAGGGCUAG